UAUUUGCAUUAAAAAAAAAAUAGUGAAUGGAUAUUAUAUUAUUACUUAAAAGUAGUCAAAGUAAUAUCCACGAGAGUAAAGAGAGGUGAAAGACCUUUGAAUUUCAACCAAAAGAACGUCAAAAACAACUCUAACAGAAUCCAUCCUAUAUUUAAGAAAACUCCCCACCAAAAACUAUUUACCAUGUCAUCAAAACGUUAAUUAAAGUGAUUGUUAGUAAAAAAUUUCCCCUUUUCCCCCUAAAAUUAAUUAAAUUACAUAAAUAAAAGCAAUUUAUAAGAUAAGGAUUUAAGGUUGAGCUAAAUUGUAGGAUUUUACCCAGCAUGUUCUCAGGAGGUGACGGCUCACGUACGGACAUGCCUAAUUCCAUCCAAAUAUCUAUAUUUGCCUUCUUCUUCCCCUUCAAUCCUCUAUGGUUCUUAUUACUUCUUUUCUCUCUCUUCUUUUUCUCUCUAAUGAAGCUUUGUGUUUUUCUCUAUUUCACUCUUUACCCUCUUUACAUACACAUAUAACAUAGUAAAACUUUUUUACUAGAACAUACAUAUUCAUUUUUAACCAAAUGUGCCCUAGUACACUUUUCUCACUCGAGAAGAAAUGAUCGUUUUUUCGAUACCAAGAGAGAUUGUUGAUCAUGUCUUUGCAAGAUGUCAUCGACCCUCCUCCUCCUCCGCCACCUCAUUCUUCUUCUUCUUCUCCUCCUCUUCCUUCAUCACGACCAACAGAUGAUCACAUUUCUGGCCCCUUAAUUGAUGAUAUUUCGAUCCCCAACAUCAGCGCUCAAAUCUUCGACUUUUGUAACACCGACCUAUUCACUGAUACCUUACAAAACUCUGAGGUCACUUCUAGUCCUAAUUGUUAUUGUUAUGAGGACCAGAACUCUUCCUAUGCUAGCGCGGUAGUUGAUGAAGAUAACAAGAACAAGUUUAGUACCGAAAACUUAGACAUAUAUAGUAGCUUACAAAAUGAUCAAAAUGCUACCAACGCUAGUACCUCCGGCAGCACCACCACAACCGCCAAUACCAUAGUGCAAGACCGUCACAACAACCACCAUAGUAGCGGCCUCUCUAUAAUCUUCGACCCCCGAGAAGAAAUCGACAAUGACAUAUCGGCCUCAAUCGAUUUCUCCCCCUCUCCACCCUUCUCCACAACCCCUCCAUACAACCUCAACCCAACCAACACCCAACAAGACCAAUACCAUCAUCUAUCCUUGAAUGAUGUUGCAAUAAGCAAUAGCCUUAACCAAUACCCUAACACAGUUGACCCUGUAGCACUCCCCCUCAUGGCGGUGGUCCCACCGCCUUUAGGCCCGGUUUUCGAGGAUGAUUGCCUAUCAUCAAUCCCACCUUUCCUAAGGCUAAACCCAUCAACAGGUGCCACUACUACCUCUUUUCUUGACCCUUCAAUGAGCUCUUUCCUGCAUGGGAAUCUAAAUCAUGGAUUAGGCGCUGAUAAUUCCGGUAUAUUCGCCGGAAGCUUGUUAAUGGCAUCGGAUUUACAACCAAAAGAACUGGAUUUUCAAGCAGAUAAUAGUGGAAUUUUCUGCCCUGAUCAAUUGCCUCGUUAUAAUUCAGGGGAUAUGCAGGCAUUUAGCAAUGAAAACUCGCAGUUGGUAAGUGCAGCAACAAGUUCAGCUCCAAUGACAACAGAAAUAGGAAAUUUGGAAGAAUCAAGCUUCAAAGUUGGCAAACUAUCUGUUGAACAGAGGAAAGAAAAGAUUCAUAGAUACAUGAAGAAAAGAAAUGAAAGGAAUUUCAGCAAGAAAAUCAAGUAUGCUUGCCGCAAGACAUUGGCGGACAGCCGGCCUCGGGUCAGAGGAAGGUUUGCAAAGAAUGAUGAUUUUGGAGAGAAUAAUAGGCAUAUCAACAACAAUGAAGAUGAUGAUUAUGAUGAUGUGAUGGUGAAAGAAGAAGAUGAAGUGGUAGAUUCCUCGGAUAUAUUUGCUCACAUAAGUGGUGUGAAUUCAUUCAAAUGCAAUUACCAACAUAUUCAAUCUUGGAUUUGAAUGUAAGCACUACACUUUAAAGAAGGCUUCUUAAUGAAAUUAGUCACACAAAUUAUAUUUUUGGUGGAAGGACAGACAUUUGGUAAAUGAUCAGGGUUUGUACACCUUCAAAUUCUGGAAUAAAUAACUUUUAAGGAAUAGGUUUUCUUGAAGUAAUAUUAUAAUACUAAAUGUAAUGAUAAUGUACUGUAGUUCUCUUGCGAUUUAGAAUGAGUAAAAUAACAAUGUAAUUUUGUAGGAAUUAUUGUUGUGUUAUCUCAUUUAUGUGGAUAUUAUAAUGCUUGUACUUUCCCAUAUUACGGGAUUUGGUGUAGAAUUUUCUAAAGUUUUGGUAAAUAAAGCAGUGAAGUUGUAGACUAUUGUUAAGUGCACCAAUUAACUUUUACAUCUAUUCUCGUUUGUUCUUGAAAGCAAGUUUUUUUUUUUUUUUUUUUUUUUUUUAAUCUAAUUGAAUGGAGCAUUAUCUCGAUAUACUUUUUCAUAUACUUUAUUCAAGAUAUCACCGUUCUUUUCCUGUUAAGAAAGAUAUACACCAUUUGUACCUAAUCAAUUGUCAUACACUCAUACUUGAUUACUUGACUUGAUUGUUAAUUUGUUAUUAGGGCAACUUGUUCACAAAUUGUCACAUUUACAUGAUUGCAUCCAGUUAUCACUUGUACCGCAUCAACACUAACAUGUGAUCAUUACCUAAAGUCCAAA
Molecule: messenger RNA, 2701 nt
Organism: Chenopodium quinoa (quinoa)
Lineage: Eukaryota; Viridiplantae; Streptophyta; Magnoliopsida; Caryophyllales; Amaranthaceae
Exons: 5
Coding region: 632-2002 (456 amino acids)
Biological process (GO): regulation of flower development
Cellular component (GO): nucleus
Molecular function (GO): protein binding
Source: RefSeq, a predicted model, not a curated record